AUGGAUGACAUGUCGGACGCUGGACAAGAAGAAGAAGAAGAAGCAGCAGCAGCAGCCGCAGCAGGUCAGCAGCAGCAGCAGGUCAGCAGCAGCAAGCAGGUCAGCAGCAGCAGCAGCAGAUCAGCAGCAGCAAGCACCGGUGAGUGGGACGGACGCGUCUAG
Messenger RNA from Ustilaginoidea virens, 162 nucleotides. RefSeq lists its product as uncharacterized. Bases 1 to 162 code for a protein of 53 amino acids. The record is from RefSeq and is a predicted model, not a curated record. The transcript is spliced from 2 exons. Lineage: Eukaryota; Fungi; Ascomycota; Sordariomycetes; Hypocreales; Clavicipitaceae.